This is a messenger RNA of Meloidogyne enterolobii, 639 nucleotides long. The record is from the annotation of a GenBank genome assembly. Lineage: Eukaryota; Metazoa; Nematoda; Chromadorea; Rhabditida; Meloidogynidae.
UGCAUUACUGUCGUUAUUUUCACUUUAAAAAUGUCAGAAGACAACGAAUUAGACAACGACCAUCAAGAAUUAAGCCCAGCAAGUGUUAAUGUUAGCGCAAUUCAAAGGCAACUAUCUGCUGCUGUUCAAGCUGCUGCUGAAGAGCCUUCUUUUAAUUUAAGACUUAUUGAAGCUGUGAAACAAAGCCAUUGUUUAUAUGACCCUUCUGAUAGACAAUAUAGAAGUGCUGACUACAAAAUUAAAGUAUGGAAUCGUCUUGUACAAAUGCUUGGAUUUCAAGGAGAUGCUAGAACUUUGUAUAAUCGUUGGAAGCAGUUGAGAGAUAAAUAUGGAAAAGAGAAAAAGAAAUUGAAAUACAGUGGAGAACAACAUUCACAAUGGCAAUAUUUUAAGUAUUUUGAGUUUCUCGAUCCUCACAUGGUUGAUAGGACACAAACUCGUUUUGAGCGGAACAAAGAAGGAAAGAAUGAUCAACAACAAAUAGUAAUAACUGACCCCAAUUUUACUCUCCAUUUGAUUGAUGAAGUUCGACUGCAACCUUGUCUUUAUGACAUUAAGGAUCCAAAAUAUCGACACAGUGAAUAUAGAAAUCAGGCUUGGGGAGAAAUUGCGAAGAAUUUGUCUUUUCCAGGUUUCUGA